Messenger RNA from Malaya genurostris, 1068 nucleotides. RefSeq lists its product as uncharacterized. The transcript is spliced from 3 exons. Bases 211 to 642 code for a protein of 143 amino acids. The record is from RefSeq and is a predicted model, not a curated record. Lineage: Eukaryota; Metazoa; Arthropoda; Insecta; Diptera; Culicidae.
AGGUUUUCCUAGUAGGAGGCUCCAAAUCGGCCACAGUAGAGACUAGAACGUUUUCCAAGCCAAAGAAUUCCAGAUGAAGUAACCUGGUAGUUAUUUUGGGCAGUGCGAGUCACCCGUUUCCAGCUGCUAGUGCGUGUGUGCGUGGGUGUUGAGUGUAGUGAGGCCUCGGUGAUACGUCCAGUGAUAUCGGGAAGAUAGAGACUAGGAAAUAUGUCUGCCGGAUCCGUCCUAUUCUUAACCGUGCUACUCACGGGAUACAUCUACUGGAGUCUGGCGCAACCAACCAACGUCCUGGAGAUCCGCUGCAAAUUGUACGCUCCACCGAGUGUCGAAGAUACCAGCGUCUGUGUGCAUGGAGCGGAACUGAAUCCUUGUGGGCGUCUGGCCUGCCUCAAGGGCGUCGGAGAUCAGUGCCGUGAAAGCAUUGCCGGCAUUAUCAUGUACGGCAAGUGUGCCAGCGGGUUGAUGUGCUGCGGUGGUCAGUGCGUCGGCUGCAAGAACGGCCUGUGCGAUCACCGGUUGUGUCCACCGCGUGGUUCACUGGUUGCCAGUCAUCAGCAAUUCGGGGAAACCCAGAAACCGCCGGCCAUCGUUCCCUCACUGUACAAAAUGUUCGAUUACUACAGCAGCGAGACUGACUAGGUAGGGGCUUUAGAAAUUUUCGGGUUUUUAUUUACGGGGAGGUCUGGAAAUUCUUUUGCAAUGGUAGCCAUCGAAUAAAAAAAAACAAUUUAGCUUAGGGAGAGAGAGCAGUUUGAUAGAAAAGUACAAGCAUGGACAAAACUACUGAUAUUCACGGCCCAUCAUCUCAGCAUAACAUAGACAUAUUAAUCGAUAACGAAUACCUAGUCCCAACACAUUUAGAAUGCCAACGAAAUUACGGAGAAACUGGAUGUGAUAUUAUUGUAAUCCGAAAUAAAUAUGAAAUAUAGCAAGCAGUAAAUAGCAUUCGGUUGUUGUUUAUUGAUUUAUAGUAUGUUCUAGUUUGGUUACAUGUUUUUUGUUUUUUUUUAAUGAGUUUACAAUUCGUUGUUAACAAUUUAUCGUUUGUUUUUUUAUGGCCCACCC